Penicillium digitatum Pd1 is the source of this 357-nucleotide messenger RNA. RefSeq lists its product as uncharacterized. The record is from RefSeq and is a predicted model, not a curated record. NCBI's taxonomy places the organism in Eukaryota, Fungi, Ascomycota, Eurotiomycetes, Eurotiales, Aspergillaceae.
AUGUCUUACUCCCGAAAGCAAGAGAAGACCUUUGACCUAGUGGAGACCUUGGGACUCACCCCUAACCAGGUGGAGCACCUCCUGCUGGGACUGCUGUGCAUGGAAAAGUGCAAGGUCGAUUGGAGCAAGCUCGCCGAUCUUUGCAAGGUUACACCUUCCUCUGCUAGAACGGUCUUUACCAAGGCCCGACGUCGCCUCGUGAAGUGGGAGGAGAAACCGGCCACUAGGGUGGCCAGGCAGGCUAAGAAGGGGGCCGAGGAAGCCGAGGAAGCCGAGGAAGCUAAAGAGUAUGAGGUCGAUAUCAAGGAUUAUGAUGAGUAUGACGCUGCUUCACAGGCCGACGACAAUGAGAAUUAA